This is a messenger RNA of Neopsephotus bourkii (Bourke's parrot), 2132 nucleotides long. RefSeq names its product UTP18 small subunit processome component (gene UTP18). Gene Ontology annotation, biological process: rRNA processing. Lineage: Eukaryota; Metazoa; Chordata; Aves; Psittaciformes; Psittacidae. Gene Ontology annotation, molecular function: protein binding. The transcript is spliced from 13 exons. Gene Ontology annotation, cellular component: small-subunit processome; Pwp2p-containing subcomplex of 90S preribosome. The coding region runs from base 47 to 1588 and encodes 513 amino acids. The record is from RefSeq and is a predicted model, not a curated record.
GGCUAAAACAAAGAAAACAGUGAAGCGGCGGACCGAUAGCGUAGCGAUGGCCGCUGCGGCUGCAGCAGCUGAGCGGGCGGCGGCCAGGCAGGCGGCCGAGGAGGCGGCUCGCCGCGCUCGGCACCUGAAGGAGCUCUCCUGCGCGUCAGGUGCCGAGCGGGAGCUGGAGGAGCUGGUGUUCGGUGACACUGUCCACGUGGAGGAGGAUGACUUGCUGCAGUGCCUGGCUGGCCCUGAGCAGCUUAAUGCUCCAGAGAGGGAAGCUCUCCAGAAGGACUCCAGUGAUUCAGAAGUAGAAAAUGAAGCAAAAGGUAAUUUACUGACAAAAAAGCCAGCCUGGGUGGAUGAAGAUGAUGAAGCAGAGGAAAAUGUUGAUAUGACGCAUAGGUACCGGAAAGACUUCAUGAAAAGUGAUGCUGAGAAGACACUUACUAAGAAAAAGCUAAAAAGAAGGCUUGAAGAACAGUUUCAGCGAGCUAUGGGAGGAGUUCCUGCCUGGGCUGACUUGGAAAACAGGAAGAAAUCCAAGACUGCAAGUGAUAGUGAGAGUGAUGAAGAUGAUGAUCUGCUAUGCAGGACUGGCAAUUUUGUGACAAGUUCUGAGUCCCUGCCAAGAGGUAUUUUGAAGAUGGGGAUCUGCUUGCCUGCUAAUCAGGAACGUUUUGCUAAUGGAAGACUGGCUACUGUGCAGUUUCAUCCAUCUGCUCAAGUAGUCAUGACUGCUGGACAUGAUCGAUCCGUGUCGCUCUUUCAGGUUGAUGGUAUAAAGAAUCCAAAAAUACAGAGCAUCUACUUAGAGAGUUUUCCAGUUUAUAAGGCUUGCUUCAGUGUUGAUGGAGAACAUGUUAUAGCCACUGGUACUCACCACAGAAUGUUCUUUGUGUAUGACAUGAUGAGUGGACGUAUCAUUCCUAUACAGAAAGUAAGAGGUGUGGAGGAAAGAUUCCUCAGAAGCUUCGAACUCUCUCCAGAUGGAUCAUUUAUGCUUGUAACUGGAACUUCAGGUUACCUUCACUUGUUGUCAAUGAAGACAAAGGAACUGAUAAGCACUAUGAAAGUAAAUGGAAGAUGCACCGCAUCAGCUUUCACUCCAGACAGCAGUAAAGUAUAUAGCUAUUCAAAGGAAGGCGAAGUUUUCAUCUGGGAUGUGAGAAGCAGAAAGUGUCUACACAAAUUUGAAGAUGAAGGCUCUUUAGAAGGGAAGUGCAUCGCUCUUUCAAAAAACAACCAGUAUGUGGCAUGUGGUUCAGCUUCUGGAGUUGUGAAUUUAUAUACCACCGAUGGCUGUCUCAAAGAGCACCGUCCUAAGCCAGUCAAAGCCAUAAUGAACCUCGUUACAUCUGCUACGUGUGUGACCUUCAAUCCCACCACAGAAAUCCUGGCAGUGGCUUCCCGUGAAACCGAUGAGGCUGUCAAACUGGUACACAUUCCUUCAUAUACUGUAUUCUCAAACUUCCCAGUGUUCAGAAGAAAACAGAUUUAUCUUGCUCAAUCUAUGGACUUUUCUCCCAGAAGUGGCUAUUUCUCUAUAGCAAAUAACAAAGGCAAAGCUCUGUUAUUUAGGCUGAAACAUUAUUCAGAUUUUUAGAAGAUAAGGAGAAGAUGAACCAAUAACUGAGGUAAAAGCAUUAAAACUGUGACAACACUGUCUUGAGAAACCUUCUUUUGAUUUUGCUACCUCUACUCCUUUAUAGCUGGCAGUAAGAAUUUCUUGAUACUCAGUAAUCCAAAACUGUACUGUCUGAAGCACUCAUGGAGUAGGCUCCACAUGGUGGGCAGGAGUCAGGGUUGUCUUCUCAAUCUCUGCUUUUCCAAUAAUACCUUUACAGGGAGUUGGUAGUUCAACUAAACUGCUGCUCAGUCCUGUUGACAGCAGUGUUAAAAAUCUUAGCAUAUUUAAAUCAUACUCAUAGGCACUGCUGUUAAAAAGAGCUGUAGGCUGGCAGAUACUUGGCUUGAUCCUGUUAUGAAGUCGUGAGACCACACUCGCUUUCCAGCUUGGGUUACAUAAAUUACUGAAGUUUGAAUCAUAGUUUGUGUGCAGAUGGGAUUUUAUUGUACACCUUAACCUCUUCUUGGGAAACUGGAAAGACCUGGAGCCUUGACAGUAAUAUAGUAGUUCUGUUAGACCC